This is a messenger RNA of Lathyrus oleraceus (garden pea), 1513 nucleotides long. RefSeq lists its product as uncharacterized. The record is from RefSeq and is a predicted model, not a curated record. NCBI's taxonomy places the organism in Eukaryota, Viridiplantae, Streptophyta, Magnoliopsida, Fabales, Fabaceae. The transcript has 4 exons. The coding region runs from base 134 to 964 and encodes 276 amino acids.
AUAUUUUAAAUCUAAAAACCCCAUUCAAACUUCUAACAUUUACAUUCUAGCAUUGUUGAACAAGAAAUAAAAAAAAGAAGGAUUUGCAUUGAGAAAUGAAGAAAUCAUAGUUGAAGAAGAAGAAAAAACAAAUAUGAAUCCAUACGACGAAGAGAGGCUAAGAGACGAAGUGAUCUAUCUACAUUCUCUUUGGCACCAAGGUCCUCCUCAACAACCAAACCCUUAUCUUCCAUUUCCUUCUUCAUCCUCCUCACAACCUCUCCUCCAUCGCCAUCCAUUUGCACCCUCCCACACCAGAUCCCUCCUCCCCGUCCCUUCCACAGCCUUCAAGAAAAACCGGAAGAAGAAGAAAGGACCAAAACCCGAUUCACCGGCCUGGCCGUGCCUCCAUUCAUCAGACUCGCCUCAAACAGGUUGGCCGGAACCAAAACCCCGAUCGGAUCCUCCUCCUCUUAAACCGCAAGAGAAAGAGAGGUUUUCUGCGUUACAAGCACAGACCAAGGCUUGCAAAGCUUUCACGGAAUUUCUGAGAAGGUCCGGUUCCGAUGAUGAAGAAGAGGAUAAUGAUGAUGAUGACAGUGAUGCUAUGUUGGGAGAGUUUGAGGAGUUUUUCAUUAGGGUUUUCAUGGAAGAUAGUGAACUGAUGGUGUAUUACCAGAGGUGUUUUGAAAAUGGAGAGUUUUGCUGUUUGGUUUGCUGUGCCGCCAAGAAGAAAUCCUGGAAGAAGUAUAAGGAUUGUGUUGGUCUUGUUCAACAUUCCAUCUCAAUUUUGAGGACUGCUAAUAAAAAGGCUCAUAGGGCUUUUGGGCAGGCUGUGUGUAAGGUUUUGGGUUGGGAUAUUCAUCGCCUUCCAACCAUUGUCAUUACUGGGGAGCCUCUUCGGUGUUCAACUGAGGGUGAGCCUGAGAAAAGUGUUGCUGCUGAUGAUGAUGGAAAUGACGGUUCCCACAAAACAGAAGAAUAGCCGUGUCUUUGGAGCAUGUCGAGGAGCAUGUAAAAGGGGCUGAUGAGAGUACCGGUGAUUGUUCUUCCAAGGAAGGUGAUAUUGAUGCAAAAGUGGUGGAUAUUGGUUUGGAAAAUGAAGAAGGAGGAACCAAAUUUGAGUUGAAACAAUAUAGUCUUUCUCAAAUUAAAAAAAUGGGGUGAUAUUAACGAGAAAGAUGUGUCUUUGGCGCAUGAUGACGAACCAGUUGAGAACCAUGAACCAGGAGUUGAUCAGAGUAUUAUUAGCGAGGUUAUCAAUUUAUAAUAUCAGGUUUAACUUUCUAGGAAAAGGCGAAAACAAAAUAGCUGGACGAAGAAACUGUUGGCUAUUAGUGAUAUCUGAUUAACUUUUUCUUUUGAAAUCUUAGUACCCGACCUUGAUAUCUAAUUAACUUGUUUCACAAGUAACAAAAAUAUUUUGGAUUUCUUCUUCCCAUACUUUGUAAAAAUGAAUGCAGCUAACCACUCACUUGUAUACGUAUUUGAUGAUAGUUUCAACAUAAUAGAAGGAUUAACACCUAAUUCUGAA